AUGGAAAUCACAAAGGAUCAUAAAGAUCGUCCUCCAGCUUUACGUCGUUCUCUUAGAAUAAGGAACAGAGACGAGAGAAGACGACGUGAAGAAGUUGAACGUAAAGAGAUUGAAGAACGUGGUGCUUUAAUACGACUUCCAAAACGUCUUACUAAAUUACCUACCUGUAAAUCUGCUUCAACUGUCAUGCCUAAAAGAAGAAAAAUAUUUCGUUAUAUAAACUUUUCACAAAUUGGCACUACUGUCAAUCUUACCAACAUCCCUUUGGAUUUACUAAUAUAUACACUAGAAUUCCUCGGUCCUUCUCUCGCGGCCAUGGAAAGGGUAUCAAAGUCAUUCUAUCGCAUCAUAAGAGGGCAACACAGUCCAUAUAGAUUCUUGUAUUAUAAGUUAUUGGCAAUGUAUUGCCCAGUGGAUGCUUCUUCGAUGAUAGAAAAUGACGAACAAGAACGUGCGAUCCAUGCUCCAGUUUUACCAAAAAUUCAAAAAACUCUUGCAAAAAAAGAAUUCAGAGAAUAUAAAGUAUCUGACUGGAAGGUAUGCACCAUUUGCGCUGAACCCGGUGAUCCUAUUCCUGUGUGGGAGCCUUGGAAGACCUACGUGUAUGACCUUGGAAUGCACUGUACUUUUUACCUUCGUUCACAGCUUGACCACCUUCGGCGGCAAAAAUAUUCUGAUCCUCAAAUUGCUUUGGAUCGAGAUGUUGAACAACGUCAAUCGGAAAGAUUUUCUAAAGAAAAUGCAAAACGUAAGAGAAAACAAAAAGAACAAGAUGAUUCUUACACCGAACGAACAAAAUCUAUUCUUAAAUGUUUUGAAGAAUUAAAAUUGAAACCUGACUUAAAUGUUAUGGAAGAAUGGUGGUUUCCAAAAGAACUCAAAUUAGAAAUACAAGAGACCAAUAACAGUUUGGCUCGUAAACGUCUUAGAAUUUCUAUGGAACAAGAUAACGCCAAUGGUAAUACUUCAUCUGGCAGUAUUGGUGUUACUGGUUCUGACACUUUAAUUAAAAGUAAAUCUCUUCGUAAAAAUUUGGAUGAGAUAAUGACCGAAUUACGAAAUGUCGUUGUACCACGUGUUUCAAGAUUAAUGGAUCUAAAUAGUCGAUUAAUGGCUGAUGGUAUAGCUGUUGAUAAACUACGGAUGGAUUUAGAUUUAAAAACACGAAGAGUAUAUGAUGAUUUUGUUUUAGGAGGUAUGCCGAUAGAAGAUUAUCCGUUAACUGCUGCUAUAACGCGUAGUGAAAUAUUAGCUUAUUUUACUCGCGAAAGAAUCUUCGAAACGUCUAUUAUCUCUACAUGGUAUAGUUCAAUUACGAAUGAUGAUUUCUUAUGCUGUCAUCUUGAACGUCCCCGAUUUUUACGUGAUGCUCGUGAAUGGUGGGCUCGUCGUGGAAAGAAACCACCACCGGAAAAAUGUGGUGAAUUAUAUCUUGCUCGUGUUCGUAAACGACAAGUGUGGCUAAAGAAUGAUAUGUCAUUGGUUACAAUUCAAGAAAAUUGGAGGCGUGAACUAUUAGAACAACCACCAGAAAAAUUGAAACCAAUGUAUUGUGAUUAUGAAGAUUUUAUAAAAAAUUGUAACGGUUUCUGUCCAACUGAAGAUGGUUAUUGUGGUUGUUUGGAGUAUGCUGCUAAAGAUAUCAUUAGAGCAAAUACGAUAUUAAGACGUAGGGAUUGGAUGGAUGCUCAGUUGAGAAAGUGUCAAGAAAUUAAUUAUCGAGGUCCUGAUUUAUUGUUGUGUCCAGAAGCCAAGGAGGAAUAUUAUUAUGCUGCCAGAACCGCAGUCAUGUAUAUUUGUCGUGCUGAAAAAUUCAUGCGAAGACUUAUAAGCGAAGUUCCCACUUUUUCUGCAGAACUAAUCACAUCAGAAGCACGUGAUUGGUAUAAACGAUGCCUCGGAAUUGUAUCUGACUUCUAUGACCCACCACGUCGACCUUGUUCAUGGGCUGCAUUUACGACAAAUUGUUAUUAUUAUGAAGUUCAUAACAAUAUUAUGGAAAGACCAGAUAUUGAUUUUACAAUUCGAAAAAUUUAUGAAUGUGAAUUAACUCGUAUAAGUCGAUUAGAAGCUGCUGAUAAUGCUGCUAAAGAAGCACGAUUAAGUCCUAGCUUUUGGAACAAAGCAAUGGUAAAACGUCCAAUGGAUGGUGUGUCAUUUGCAACAAGAGUUAGAUGGAUUGCUUCAAAUGGAUGGUUUUCGCUAAAUCAAUUAGCUCAAUCUUGGGUAUAUGAUGAAGGUCAGGCUCCAUUAAGUCAACUUGAGCCUUAUAUUAAAGAAAAGGUCAAACAAAUGGAAAGGGAAAAACGUAAGGAAGACAUCACGUCAAGGAUCAAGGAUCAUCCUGAGUAUCAAAUGAUAUUCAAGGAGGUUGAUGAGGAUCCUGAAUUCUUCUUACGUGCAACUUACGAAAUUAACACUAUUUAUAAGGUGUCUAAUCUGUAUAAAUCUCACGUCGAAGAUGUUAAACCAGGUAUUGAUCCCAAUAAAGUUGUACGGCAGGUUAUCGAUCUUAUAAGAGAUGUUAAAACCGGUGUUAUCAGCAAAAGUAGCCUGUUUGUUGCAGAUCGUGAAAGAUUUGCUGAAGAGGAAGACGACGAUGAUGAUAACGCAGGCGGUGUAAUCAACGUCGGCGGUGCGGUUAACAAUGGUGGUGGUGCUAACGUAAAUAACAAUAACAAUAUAACCAAUCCUACGAUGACAAAUCCACAACCUGUUAUAACUAAUAUUAAUAAUAAUGCGGGUAACGUUGUCGGGAAUAAUACCAAUUCAACUAACUCAACUAGUGUGUAA
Dentiscutata erythropus is the source of this 2793-nucleotide messenger RNA. Lineage: Eukaryota; Fungi; Glomeromycota; Glomeromycetes; Diversisporales; Gigasporaceae. The record is from the annotation of a GenBank genome assembly.